Molecule: messenger RNA, 226 nt
Organism: Meloidogyne enterolobii
Lineage: Eukaryota; Metazoa; Nematoda; Chromadorea; Rhabditida; Meloidogynidae
Source: the annotation of a GenBank genome assembly
UAUAAAUCUUAUGAUAUUCUCGAUUUCCGUCCAAAUUUUUAUUUAUUGGUAUCCUUAUAUUUUCGGAAAUAGUAUUUAUUUUUAUUCCUCAGCAUUUUUUUCUAAUUCGACAAUUAAGAUAGUUAAGAUUAGGGUUUCAUCCAUCCGGAAUGAGGUGAAUAUUUUUUCUCCUUCCUUUCACAAGAUCAAAAUGGUAAAUUUUUCCUUAGCAUUCGAUGUAUGUUGA